AUGGAGUCAUUCGCCAAGCGCGAGCCCAUGCUCUCGAAGAGGCUUCAGAACAGCCAGCAAAUCUCGCUCGAUCAGAGCGAUGUGCCAAACCUGCGUUCCUGCUACCACUGCCCAGCGCUUGAAACCCUCCAGAUCGGAACGGCGACCGCACUUCGAGAUCACGAGCUCCAAGCCCCUAUCGAUACAGACACUCUGGUCCAUUACAUGGGACAGCCGAGCAUGAGGACCAUGGUAGUCCAGGACAUGCGCGUCGUUGUGACCGACGACAGGACGCAAUCUAGGUAUCCGCCAAUUGAAGACCUCCACCUCAACCGCCUUGGACGACUCUCAAGCCUCGAACUGCGCCAGGUCAACAUCAAUGCCGAGGCCCUUGUCAAAUUGUUCCGCACCUGCACCGAUCUCCGAGCGUUUACCUUGACGAGGCCAUCCGGUGAUCGGGGUGCUGUCUUGCUGUACGAGCUCGCCGACACUCUACGCAACGUGUCUUCCUCCCUAACCAGCCUGACGCUCGGGUACAACAGCGUGCACAAACCGCCGGAGAUCACGCUUCUGCCAUCACUACGCAACAUGAAGACCCUCCUCCACCUCCAGAUCGACCCGUCGAUGUAUCUCGGCCGCCACUUGUGUCCCUAUCGUCUCCCCAACUACCCCGUGGUCGUCACGCGGCCGGCCUCUUCGUUCGCCGACCUCCUUCCGGACGGCCUCCAGACACUCACCUUGGACAUCGACAUCGAGCAAGUGAUGCGUCUGCCAGAUUAUCGCCGGGACAUCAUCACUAGUAUUAUCGGCGCAAGGGCACACCUGCCCAACCUGGCAGAAAUCACGCUGUUCGAGGACGGGGCUGCCUGGGCGGCGGCUGUCAACAUGUGUUCUUGCGGUCAAUGUUAUCGGCAGAUGGGUCGGAUCUGGCGCGGCAACCCUGGCAGACGUAGUGCCGAAGAAACGCAGGAGCGGAGGGAGUUUGUGAAGCAAUUGAGAAAGAUGGACGUGAAGCUGUUUAGAGAUAUUGGGGACGGCGCGGGCAGGUAUGAGUACAGUACGGCUUGGGGAAGUGCGUGA
Cladophialophora carrionii CBS 160.54 is the source of this 1059-nucleotide messenger RNA. RefSeq lists its product as uncharacterized. Lineage: Eukaryota; Fungi; Ascomycota; Eurotiomycetes; Chaetothyriales; Herpotrichiellaceae. The record is from RefSeq and is a predicted model, not a curated record. The transcript has a single exon. Bases 1 to 1059 code for a protein of 352 amino acids.